AAAUCCUUUAGGUAAGCAGAGCAGAAAGACUUAAAAAUAUAUAUGUAUGUGCAUGUGUAUUAAGAAAAUAAAAACAGCAAAACACGAGAAUAUAGCGAUGAAAGCUCAAAAAAGUGAAAAAGCAAGAAUUUAUGAGACCUAUAGCGGCGGAUACAAAAGUUAUAGCAAAAAAAGUUGAAGCAAACAAAAGAAAAAAGUGCAAAGCAGUGAAAACAUCCUGUAGCAUCCUGCCGAUGAAUGUGAAAAAUAAAAACAAACAUGUAGAAGUGCGGGUAGGAAAAGUCCACAGAUAAGGGCCUAGAGCUAAAAUGGCAAAAAGCUUUUGCAAAUAACCCAAUGAAGUGUUGCUCUUUAAAUACUUCAAAUAAUGACAAAAAGAUUGAAGUGGGCAAGAAUAAAUACACUGAAAUUGUGAACAAAUAUAUGCAUACAUUUUAACCGCCAUGGACAAUAAUUUAAGCGCGCCACUUUAACUUAGACAAAAGUACUCAAAAACCGAACAAAAUCAUAAACUUUGCAAGUUAGUUAGUGCACGAGAUCGAGAUUGGCAACAUACAGUAACUAUAAUGAGUUUUGAGCACUUGACACUAAGCCCCUACAAAAUCCUAAAUUAAAAACCUACAAUUUGUUAAUGAGUGCGUGGCCAGGCUAAUACAUACAUACAUAUGUACGUAAGUAUGUACAUACAUAGCAAUGGACUUACAAAGCACGGCAGUGAAGCCAAUAGCAUCAAACGAAAUUAUUUUGGCGAAUAGGCGUGGAAAACCGAUGGAGCCGGCAUUGCCGCAUGCUGAGAAAUGGACCACGUCGUCUAGCACUUGGACAGACACAGCAGCCCAUCGGACAAACCACCAGUAUGAUGGCCGAAAGCAGCAACAGCCCCCCACCUCAACGCGCUCCACAUUUGUGGGCGAGUUGUUUAAUGACACUUUUGCAUUUCUCAACAAUUCCAUCAUCAGCGGUGACGACGUUAGCAACGUUGAUGGCAUUAAAAAUAAUUUGAUUUUCGGUAGUCGAAACAACAAUUCACAAAUCGUCAAUACGUUCCCGACAAGCAAUACCACCACUGGCGGCUUGGAUGUAAGCAACGGGAUGUUGGACACCUUCGAAAUACUCGGCAUCAUGCUGAACUAUUAUUAUGUGCCCGUUUUGGUAUGCACCGGCAGCUUGGGAAACAUACUCUGCGUCUGCGUCUUUAUCAAAACGAAAUUGCGCAAACUAUCGUCAAGCUUCUACUUGGCCGCGUUGGCAGUUAGCGACUCCUGUUUCCUGCUGGGUCUUUUCAUGCAGUGGCUUAACUUUGUAGACAUUGACAUCUAUAAUCGCGACUUCUUCUGCCAGUUCUUCACAUUUUUUAGCAAUUUGGCGUGCUUUUGUUCGGCUUGGUUUGUAGUGGCGUUCACUGUGGAGCGCUUUAUCGCUGUAGGCUACCCACUCAAGCGGCAGACAAUGUGCACGGUGCGGCGCGCCAAAAUCGUCAUAGUCGCGCUCACUGUUUGGGGCAGCGUACAUUGCACGCCCUAUUGGAUUUCAUCAAAGCCACUCUACUCGCCCAAACUAGACACGGUGCUAUGUGAUAUGAACCCAGAAUAUAAGAAAGUCGCAGCAAUUUUCCAGAGACGCACAGACGACGCCAUCAAAUAAUUCAUCAUCACUGAAGCGACAAAAGUCAACAUCUUUAUAUCACACUUGCCAGAACAGUGUUAAUCAAGCGGAUGUCAGAAUAAUUCGGCGUA
This is a messenger RNA of Rhagoletis pomonella (apple maggot), 1736 nucleotides long. Its product is annotated as cysteinyl leukotriene receptor 1-like. The transcript has 2 exons. Gene Ontology annotation, molecular function: G protein-coupled receptor activity. The record is from RefSeq and is a predicted model, not a curated record. The coding region runs from base 694 to 1644 and encodes 316 amino acids. NCBI's taxonomy places the organism in Eukaryota, Metazoa, Arthropoda, Insecta, Diptera, Tephritidae. Gene Ontology annotation, cellular component: plasma membrane. Gene Ontology annotation, biological process: G protein-coupled receptor signaling pathway.